Messenger RNA from Labrus mixtus (cuckoo wrasse), 7934 nucleotides. It is a transcript of the gene brwd1, whose product is annotated as bromodomain and WD repeat domain containing 1. Bases 157 to 6771 code for a protein of 2204 amino acids. Gene Ontology annotation, cellular component: nucleus. Lineage: Eukaryota; Metazoa; Chordata; Actinopteri; Labriformes; Labridae. The transcript is spliced from 44 exons. Gene Ontology annotation, molecular function: protein binding. Gene Ontology annotation, biological process: cytoskeleton organization; regulation of transcription by RNA polymerase II; regulation of cell shape. The record is from RefSeq and is a predicted model, not a curated record.
UUCCAAUGGCGACUGCAAACAGGCUGAAUAGAAAGCGGGAGCAACUCGGAGGUGCACAUAUACCGUUGUAAUCUAAUUCAGUAGAACAAAUCAUUUCUCUUUAGUCUUAAAGUAAGACUUACAUUUGUUUAAUCUCUCAAUAUCACGGUCGAUUCAAUGGCCAAAAAUCGGAACAUUUCGCUCCUCGAGUCGGAGCUCUAUUACUUGAUUACUCGUUUUUUGACAACGGGUCCAUGUCGUAAAGCAGCUGAGGUCCUGGUGAGCGAACUAGAGGAAUAUCAGCUCCUGCCCGGGAGACUGGACUGGCUGGGAAACGAGCACCCGAGAACAUAUGAAGACAUGGUUGCAGCCACCAGACAUAUUGCACCAGAUCAUUUGCUACAAAUUUGUAAGCAGAUUGGACCAGUUCUUGAUAAAGAGGUGCCAUCAUGUGUCCCAGGGGUGCACUCUCUCCUUGGGUCUGGAAAGCAGUCAAUGCUUCGGACAGCAAAAGACUGUGUUGACGUAAGGUUGAGAGCUUCGUCAUUUGCAGCCCUUCACCGGGGUAGACCACCAGAGAAGCCUUUUAACCAUAAAAAACCUCCCCAUCUUGUGAAGGUCCAUCGAGGCAGAGAGCUGACAGGAGUGCAACGUUACAGCUCCAUCAACCCUGUCAGCAAUUAUGAGCACAUGCGGCUGCACAGGCGCAUCCUGGGGCAUCUCUCUGCAGUAUACUGUAUUGCAUUUGAUCGCACCGGUCUCAGGAUCUUCACAGGCUCAGAUGACUGUUUGGUGAAGAUUUGGUCUUCUUUUGAUGGAAGUCUUCAUUCGACACUGCGAGGACACUCUGCAGAGAUCACAGACUUGGCUGUUAAUAACGAAAACACACUGAUUGCAGCCGGAAGCUGUGACAAGACCAUCCGUGUAUGGUGCCUUCGUACUUGUGCUCCUGUGGCAGUGCUGCAGGGGCACAGUGGAUCUAUUACCUCCUUACAGUUCUCACCUUUUGCUAAGGGCUCAAAACGUUUUAUGCUGUCUACUGGAACUGAUGCUACAGUCUGCUUCUGGCAGUGGGAUGUCAACAACAUCAACUUUACUGAUCGGCCACACAAAUUUAUCGAGAGGCCGAGGCCAGGAGUUCAGACUGUGUGCUCCUCUUUCAGUCCAGGUGGGAUUUUCUUAGCAACAGGAAGUACUGAUGAUGUCAUAAGAAUUUAUUACUUGGGCAGUGGGAGCCCAGAAAAGAUAUCAGAGCUUCAUGAGCACACGGACAAAGUGGAUAGCAUCCAAUUCUGUCACUCAGGGGAAAGGUUUGUGAGUGGAAGUCGAGAUGGAACUGCACGUAUCUGGAAGCUCCAUCAGCGGCAGCAGUGGAGGUCCAUCUUGCUCAACAUGUCUGCCACUCUUCCAGGUGCCGAACAUACGAGUGAUGAGGAAACCUACUUCAAACCCAAAGUCACCAUGGUAGCGUGGGAUCGCCAUGAUAAUACAGUCAUCACAGCUGUCAACAACCAUCUUCUCAAAGUGUGGAACUCCUACACAGGACAACUGCUACAUAUCCUGAAAGGCCAUGAGGCUGAGGUAUUUGUCCUUGAGCCACAUCCUUUUGACCCCAGGAUCAUCCUGUCUGCUGGUCAUGAUGGGAACAUCUUCAUAUGGGAUCUGCUGCGAGGAGAGAACACACAGCAUUACUUUAACAUGAUUGAGGGCCAGGGUCAUGGAGCAGUUUUUGACUGCAAAUUCACCCCUGAUGGUCAGCGGUUUGCCUGCACAGACUCCCAUGGCCAUCUACUCAUCUUUGGUUUUGGCAGUUCCAAGCCGUAUGAUAAGCUUCCAGAUCAGGUCUUCUUCCACACAGACUACCGACCACUGAUCAGGGACACAAACGGCUUUGUGCUGGAUGAACAGACACAGCAGGCACCCCAUCUCAUGCCCCCACCCUUCCUAGUGGACGUGGAUGGAAACCCUCAUCCUCCAAGGUACCAGCGUCUUGUCCCAGGGCGGGAAAACAUUGCUGCUGAACACCUGGUUCCUCAGCUAGGAUACGUAGCCACAAGUGAUGGAGAGGUGGUGGAGCAGGUGAUCAGCCAACAGACUGCAGAGCAUGAUGAGGUCGCAUUAAGACGUAUCAGCCUCCUUGAUGAGGCUAUACGACAUCUCCAGGAGCAACAGGACCGGCAGAAUCCGCCUGUGACUGAGGCAGCACCAGGGGCUGGAGCAGGGCCAGAAGAGCAAGCUGAUGCACAGGGCCCAGCUUUGGUAGCAGCUCCAACCACACCACACAGAGUGUCUGUGAACGAACGAGCCGAUGUGCAGUCACCUCCUAAUGUGGGUCUUCGCCGCAGUGGACAGGUGGAGGGUGUUAGGCAGAUGCACCAGAAUGCCCCUCGGAGCCAAAUGGCCACAGAAAGAGACCUGCAGGCCUGGAGGCACAGGGUGGUGGUGCCUGAACUGGCAACCAGCAACUACAGGGAGCAGGAGGACAGACGAAUAGCCAAAGGAGAAGAGGAGGUUGCUCUGUACAGUGCAAAGAAAAGACGCAUUAUGUACAGCUGUCGAGAUGAUUCAGAUGAUGAACUUCCGAACACAAAGAAAGCACACAGCCGAGGUGACAUGCUGGACUACAUUGACUUGUCAUGUGAAGAGGGAGAGGAGACCGCAAGCUCAGAGGACAAUGAAUUGGAAGGCAGUGAUUUGGAUUCCUCCAAUGAUGAGGAAGAGUGGAAUAGUGACAGCUCAAGCCACACAUCCAGUGAGUAUUCCGACUGGACAGCAGACGCUGGUAUCAACCUACAGCCAUCCACCCCUCUGUCAUCAAGGAAAAGGGGGCAGCGCAGACUCAGCAGUUCUGAAGAGGAUGAAGAUGACAAGAAUGAGGGAGAAGAGGAGAAAACACAGAGUGAUGAGGAGGAAAAACCUCUGAAGAAAAACAAAGAGAAGGCCAAGAGAGCAAAGAACAAUGCAAACAGGCGUCCAAAGGCCCGACCAUCAGUCAACAGAGAAGUGUCCAACGAAUUUAGACCCUCACCUUGGAUCACUGAUGUCAUUCCCAGGAAGUCUCCUUUUGUUCCUCAAAUGGGUGAUGAGGUGAUCUACUUUCGGCAGGGACAUGAAGCUUAUGCAGAAGCAGUGAGUCGGAAUGAACUGUACCCUAUCAAUUUAGACAAGCAGCCCUGGAAGAAAAUGGACCUGCGGGACCAAGAGUUUGUGAAGAUAACUGGGAUCAAAUAUGAAGUCUGCCCUCCAACUCUUUGCUGUCUGAAGCUGACUCUUAUUGACCACGGCACUAAGAAAAUCACGGACAAGUCGUUUACUAUCAAGUAUCACGACAUGCCUGAUGUGAUAGAUUUUCUCGUGUUGAGGCAGAGUUAUGACGAGGCGCUCCGUAGAAACUGGCAACCAAAUGACAGGUUCCGCUCAGUGAUUGAUGACGCCUGGUGGUUUGGGACUAUUGUCUGUCAGGAGCCCUACCAGCCGGAAUAUCCCGAUAGUCUCUUCCAGUGCUUCAAAGUCAGUUGGGACAAUGGAGAACAAGAGAAACUGAGUCCAUGGGAUGUGGAACCCAUUUCAGAUGAUGCCCUGCAGCCAGAUACAGAAGGAGGUUGUAUACCUGUGACAGCAGCUGAGAUGAGUGAGCUGAUGUACAAGCCUCAGCAAGGGGAAUGGGAGGAGAGGAGCAGGGACGAGGAAUGUGAGCGAAUCAUUGCUGGCAUAGAUCAGCUCAUCACUGUUGAGAUUGCAGCGCCCUUCUCUGGUCCUGUCGACUUAAUACAGUAUCCUAGUUACUGCACUCUGAUCGCCUAUCCUACCGACCUGGGAACCAUCAGACUCCGUCUUCUCAACAGAUUCUACAGACGCCUCUCAGCAUUAAUUUGGGACGCAAGGUAUAUUGCACACAAUGCCCGCACAUUCAAUGAGCCAAGCAGCAAGAUUGCCCACUCUGCAAAAAUCAUCACAAAUGUCCUCCAGAAGUUCAUCAAUAAUCAAAGCUGCACUGAUAUCAUGGAGAUAUACAAUGCUGUGGAAGACAUGGAUGAAGAUGAGGAAGAAGAAACAGAAGCGCCAGGUACAUCUUCUGGACACAGACUACGCCAGCGUUCUGUAGAGGUAGCUCCUGACAGGGAAGGCUGGAAGGAACAGUGCAAGAAACUGCUCAACUACAUAUUCGAUUGUGAGGACUCGGAACCAUUCAGACAGCCUGUUGAUCCUGUUAACUAUCCAGACUACCUUGAAAUCAUUGAUACACCAAUGGACUUGUGCACAGUGAAAAGGGCCUUGGAAGUAGAUGGCUAUGAAAACCCUGUAGAGCUGUGCAAAGACACCAGGCUUAUAUUUGCCAAUGCUAAAGCCUACACACCCAAUAAACGCUCCAAGAUUUAUAGCAUGACUCUGCGGCUCUCUGCAUUCUUUGAGGAGCAAAUAAGAACAAUCAUAUCGGAGUACAAGAGUGUCGUCAAGAGCAGUGAUAGACUUCGCCGCAGUCAGCGGUUCCGCAAGAAAAUGCCGCAGCAGGAUCAGGCCUCCACAACAACAAGUCAAAGGAGAGCUGCUUUAAAAACUCAGGUAAAAGUGGAGUUGAUGUCAGUGACCAAAUCUACCUCAGCCAAAGUGAUAGUUUCUGAGAGGACCAGGAGGCGUGAAAGCAGCAGCUCAGGUCACAGCUCCUCGGAUGACUCCAAAGGUGCUUUAUCUACUCCAGAAUCUGAAUGUGAGAGCGAGCUGACUGGAUCAGAAGGGUUGAAAAGUCUGGGUUCCUUAAGGUAUCAUCAAGUCAGACAGAAUGCUAGAGUUACAAGAAGCAACCGUGGCAAGCAAGGGAAAAAGGUUGCAGAGAGUGAUAGUGAAGAAGAGGAGGCAGAGGAAGAGUUUGACAGUGAAAGUGAAGAUGGAGAGAUGUCCUCCCAGUCUUCAGGUCCUCGUUACCACAGUAAAAACAUCAGAAACACACGGCAGACCAGAAACGGCACUGACACAGACAGGAAACAUAAAGAAGGCAGAGCCAAGGUGAAUGGUUACAGCAGCAGGUCGCCUGGCAGGAAGAGACGUCACUGCCGGGACUUUAAGGAAGAUCAAAAGGUUAGGAAGUCACUAACGAGAAAAACAGCACGGGCAGCCGUGAACAAAAUCAAACUCCUUGAGGCGUCUGAUGAAGACUACGAGGAAGAGGAGAAGCCAAAAAGGAGCAGCCGUGUGCACCACGCAGCCCGGGCUAGCAAACGCACGGCGGUGAUUCAGAGCACUUCUGAUUCUGAUGAAGAGACGCCAUCAAGGGCUUCGCAAAAAACAAAGCCAUCACGAGGCGAAUCCAAGGAUGAGGAAGACGGCAAUCACAACGGAGACACAAUGUCCACUAAACAGAGAGCAUUAAAAGAUCACGUCAAGACGAAGGGAAAACAUACAUCGUCUCAUGUGAACGGGCACAUGGCAAAGCACCGCAAGUCUGACAACAACUCAGUACAACAGGAAGCCACUGACAAUAGCUCCGGAGAGGCUGAAGAGGAGGGGGAACAAGAGGCAGUGUCUCAGAAAUCCUCUGAAAACAGGAAGAAGAGGAUGACAAGUGAGGAGGAAGAGGAGUCAAAGGACACUGAAAUCAAGACCACGCGUCAAAAACCCGUAAGCUCAGGCAAAGAGGACAAGGACCACAGGUCUCAAAAACAUCCAUCCCAAAAUGGAAGAAAUGUGGAGGAUGCCAUCAUCAAAGACUCUAAGAAAAAGAGAAGAAAUGUAUCGUCAAAACGCCAAGAUGAGCAAAAAUCUGCCUCAACUAAUAAAAUGCAUUGUGCAGACUCAGAGGAGCUUAGUGAUCGUCAACGGAGACGCACCCCACACAAGAAACGACUGACAAAAAAUGAAGGAUGUGAAGUACCGAGUAAUGACUCUUGUGAGGAAUCUGAGGCUGAAGCUAAGUUUAAGAGGCCUACAAGAAGAAAAAGUGAGUCAAAACGUCCCCAUCAUGACAACUCGGUGUCCGAUAGCUCUGAGCAGGAAUACAAGCCCAAGAGGAAGGUAAGGAAGAAAUGCUCUUCUGGCUCGUCGGACGAACAGUCGGAUAAAUCAGACAACACAUCAAAUAGAAGAUGUAGUCUCCGAGCCCUGCCAAAAAAGAAAUACAUCAGUGAGAACUCUCUCUCUGAGGAGGACUCUGCUUCUUUAAACCAAGGUAAACGGAGAAGCCGCAACAAGGCAACAGCAUCUUGGGAAGACGGGAACAAUAAAAGAGAGUUUCAUAGAACCUCCCCCAAUAAACCCAGGUAUCCGCUGUCUUCCAAGAGAAAACGUAUUUACACCUCAGACUCUGACGAUGCAGCUGUGUCCAAGAACAAUGAAACUAGCCGGUCAGGCGCCUCAACGCGCAUCAAAAAGGAAUCCAAACAGGAGGAAAGUAACAGCAACGAGGAGGACACAUCUUCCCAAUCUGAUCCCAGCGAUGAGGAAGAGGAGGACGUUAGUAGCUCCAGGAGAAUGAAGAAGAACACAAGUAAACAAAAACACAAACAAAAGGAAAGCUUCAGCAGCAGCAAUCACAGCUCUGACUCGGAAAGCAAGGAGUCCUCUUCGGCCUCAGAAAACUCAUUUGCCUCAGGGUCCAACAGCAGUCCAAAGAGGAGAAGUCACAGACUGUCUGUAAUUGGUGAAAGAACUGCCAGCCGCCAGCUGAGGCAGCACCGCAGACAUUCUGCCUCAAAGGAGGUGGAGACCGAUGAGUCCAACGGCAAACCUCAUCGAAAGAGACGCGUGAACACCCGAAAUAGAGGGAAGCGAACAGUGACUUAUCAUGACAGUGAAUAAACGAGCGACUAGAACUAAAUGCUGUAGAGUAAAUAGAGAGAGAUUAACUGGAGACCUUGAAGACACUUGAUGGCCACGUUAUGGUAGUUGCACUGGAGUCCUCGAGAGAAAAUGCUGUGAAUCCGUUUCAUUCAGGGAUAUUUAUAUUUUCUAUGAAAACAUGUUUAUAGAUGUAAAACCAAUUCAAGCAUUUGGACUGCUGGUUUUCACAAGAAUACAGAGCAAAAACAGCUUCCAUACUGCUCAUUGUUGUUUUUCCAGCAGAUAAACCAUUCUGGGGGAUCUUAUCAGCUUGGGUGCUAUCUAAUAUACCUCUGUUAAAUCAAGCAUAUUGCUGGCUUGCACUAUGAUACACUGUAACGAGGUAUUUCAUACGCUAGUUUUGCAUUAGAAACUCAGGGGUCAACUAAGUUUACUGUCAGACAUGCAGGAUUCUUUUUUUUUUUUUUUUUUUUUUCUUUUUUAUAAAGCUAAGGUAAGGUCAAGAAACAAUUCAGGUUGGAAGAUGUCCAAGCACACUCACUGGGACAAAAUACACCUAUGUUCAGACUUUUGCCUUGAGCACUCCUUCGUGAACCCACAGUUUAAUGUUUUACUUUGUUUUGAGUUGAUGUCAAAUGAACAAAUAUGAAUUCUUUUCCUGUGCCAUUUCAUUUUUAGAAGUAGUUUUUUUUUGUAUUCUAAUAAAUAGAUGUAAAUAUAUGAUUGACAAUAGCAGUGUCUGAAAGCUUCGGACAUCAGUGGGUAGUAAAAAAUAUUUAAAUUUGAGCUUUUUAUUUGUAUUCUUUCGUUGUACAUUUAAAUGCAUUGUCUUGCCAUAUGUCACAAACUGGUACCUUUUUGCCAAGUACAAGUGACCAAAAGUACUUAUUGCAAAAUGCUGUGAUUUCUCAUAUUGGGAAGACCUUUAAUUCUUGUCCGGUAUUACCUGCUUUCAGUAUUAAAUUCUUUUUCAGAGUUGACUUAGAGCAUUUAGCCAGUCAUAUGGUUUCAUUUGGUGAUGGGGAGUUUUUUUUGAAUACAGUAAUUUGAUGACAUUUUGCCCAAUGUUUUUCGUAUACUUAAGUAACAGAUUUCACAGAAAACUUUGAAGACAAUGUUGUUGUGGAGUGCAAUUUAUUAGUUAAUCCUCCUAUUAAUAAAGACAUCUUUUCAAGCUGUAA